AUGGCGGAGGAGGCGGGCCGCGGGGCCCUAGAGGGCCUGACUUUCUUCGUCAAGAUGGACCACCGGCUGGAGGAGGACCCUGAGCAGGAGGACGCCACGCUGGCUGUGCAGGAGAUCGUGGCCCGGCACGGCGGCAGCGUGGUGGGCGACAUGGCGGCCGCAGACUACUGCCUGCUGCAGCACCGCAAGCAGCCUGAGCACGUGCUGGCUGCCGGCAUGCUGAAGAAGGCAGUGAACCUGGUGUGGCUGCUCUCCAGCAUCGCGCACGGCCGCCCCGCGCCGUACGCGCCGCCCGGCGGCGACGCCAACCGCCACAGCCCCUUCCCGUUGGCCGCCCUCACCACGCCCUCCUCCCACCGCUGCUGCCUGUCGGGCUUUGACGCCCGCGGCGCCGAGCGAGGGAUCAUGGCCCUGCUGCUGCGCUGCACAGGCGCCGAGUUCUCCAAGAGCCUCAACAUGAGCGGCAGCACCCGCAUCGUGCUAGUCACCCCAGACACGGUCGAGCCGUCGAGGAAGGCAAAGGCGGCCAGGGAUUUGGGCAAGAAGCAGCCCGGCAGGGCGCAGAUCGUCAACGGGCUGUGGCUGAUGGACAGCCUAGUGAAGGGGCGCAUGCUGCCGCCAGGCGAUGCAGAGGAGUACCAGGGGGCCGGCAGCAUCACGCAGCUGCUUGCGGCAGAGGCGCAGGGCGGGGAGGAGGAGGGGGCGGGCGCGGCGGGCCUGCAGGUGACCGAUUCUGAAGAGGAGCAGCAGCAGCAGCAGCAGCAGCCCGCAUCUGCAGCGGCAGGGCCUGCGGCAGCAGCUGCAGCGGCAGGGGCUGCGGCAGCAGCUCCCGCGCCCCGGCCGGCAGCGCCUGCGCCGGCGGCGGCGCCGAGCGGCAGCCAAGCGGCCGGCCGCCGCUCCUCCGCCGCCUCUGCGGCCGCCGGGCAUCCGCUGUCACUGGUGGUGAGCGACAGCGGCACCGGGGGCGGUGUGGCGAGGCACGUCGCUGGGAACAGCGUGGAGCAGCUGCCUGCGGUUGCAGAGGAGGCGGAAGAGGAGGAGGUGCAGGCGGCGGCGGCGACAGGGGCUCAGCAGGAGGCGGCGGCGGCGGACAAGGGGCAGGGUGGGGCAGAGGGCCCCCAGCAGGAGAACCGCCCUCCGCCGCUGGUCGCGCCGCAGCCCAGCGCCAGCAGCGGCAGCGGCGCGCCUCUCAUGGAGCGCGCUCGCUUUGCGGGGCCCACCCAGGCCAUGCUCAACCUCCGAGGCAUCAUUGCUGACCUGGCAACAGAGGAGCAGCUGUAUGUCCCUGCCGGUCACCCCCAGGAGCAGCAGGCGGCUGCAGAGGAGGAGGAGGAGGAGGAGGGCGGGGGCCGGGCCGCUGCCGCGGCAGCGGCGGCUGCCGCUGCGGCUGGUGGGAGCGCUGGCGGGGAGCCUCGGCAGCAGCAGCAGCGGCAGCAGCAGCAGCCUCAGCAGCAGCCUGGGCAGCAGGAGGCGGAGGAGGGGACGACAGACUAUCUCUCGGCAGAUGGCGGCGGGCCGGGCACCUCUGCUUACCUAACGGCCCACUCGCCGCCGCGCCCGGCGCCAGACCUCCCCCGCACCGCGGCGGCAGAGGGGGCCGGGGAGGUGCAGCCGCACGCCGGCGGCGACGGCGGCGACGGCGCGCCAGCAGCAACUGCUGCUGCGGCAGCGGCGGCGGCUGCGGUGGCGCCGCCGCUCUCUCCCCUGGCCUCGCCGGCUGGCUCUGGGGGCAGCGGGGAUGAGACUCCAAGCCCCAGUGAACUGGGCAUGCUGGCUUCUGGCUGUCUGGCGGCAGAUGAGGAUGACGCAGGCACCCCGGCGGCGGGUGCCCCCCGCUCGGCCGGCGCUGCCGCCGCCAGCCCCGCGGCGCCCGCUGCUGCGGCGGUGGCAGAGCUGGCGGCUGUGGCGGAGCUGCAGGCCACAGAGCCGGCUGGCGGUGCUGAGGAGGCAGAGGCUUGGGUGCUAGAGGCGGCGGCGGCAGAGGAUGUGGGCGUGGCGGCGGUGGAGGAGGCGGUGGCGGCGGAGGAGGGUUCGGAGACGGAGGCUGAGGAAAGCCCGCCGCGGCAGCAGUGGGUGCUGCGCAUCGGCGCAGAGCAGCAGGAGGCGGGUGCCGCUGCGGCCCCGGCGGCGGCGGCGGCGGCGCCAGAGGCUGUCCCUGCUGCCGCGGCUGUGCAGGUGCCGGCCGCUGCCUCGGCCGGCGCAGCCGCAGGCCUGCCCGCGGGGCCGCCGCAGCAGCAGCAGGCGCCGAGGCGCAGCGUCACUUCGGAGCUGGGCGGGGAGGGAGACGAGGAGGCACGGGCGGAGGAAGAGGGCGCGGUCAACUCCAGCGACGAGGACGGCGGCAGCGCGGUGUUUGAGGAUGCUCCAGAGGAGCUGCCCCCGCCUGCACAGCCGGCAGCAGCAGCAGCACCGGCAGCAGGCGCAGCAGAGGCAGCUGAGGCGGAGCCUGCAGCGCAGCCUGCUGCACAGCCCGCCGCCGAGCCAGCCGCGGAGCCCGCCGCUGCAGCGGCGGCGGCGGCGCCAGCAGCGCCCGCAGAGCGGGACGUCAGCCCGCCCGUGCCUGCCAAUGCCGCCGCUGCCGCGGCUGCGCGGGAGCGCCGCGGCGCCGCCACUCGCUCUCGCUCCCGCUCAGCCUCUGCCAGCGCGGGUGGCGGCGGCAGUCGCAAGCGUAAGCAGGCGGCGCCGGCCAGGGCAGAGUUCAGCCAAUACCUUCCUGAGGCGGAUGGGCAGCAGAAGCGCUCGCUGACGCGCAUGGCUCGUAAGGACGCCGCAGCAGCCGCAGCAGCCGCAGCAGCAGCAGCCUCACCGGCAGCUGCCAUGUCGCCGGCAGCGGCCGCGUCGCCGGCGGCGCCCACGCCUGCCCCGCCCUCGGCCGCGGUGGCGGCAGCUGCUGCGGCGGCUGCGGCGGCCACCAGCGCUCGCAAGGCGGCGCUGGCCUGUACCGGGCGUACCGCCUACGGCGUGGAAACGAUGCCGCUGCUGCGGCGCAAGGGCAGCCGGGCGCCACCCGCGGCGGCGGCGGCGGUGGCGCUGGCGGCCAGGCAGGCGGCGGCUGCGGCUGCUGUGCCUGCUGUGCCUGCUGGGCCAGGUGAUGUGGAGACGGGAGGUGCAGGGGCUGGCGAGGAGGCGGCAGCCGCUGCGGCAAUCCCUGCUGCUGCUGCCGCUGUGGCGCCUGCGCCUGCCGCUGCUGGGCGCCGCCGCGGCAGGCCUCCCUCCAAGCCCAAGCCCACAGCCGCAGCAGCUGAGCGGGAGACUGCGCCGCAGCCACAGCCUGAGGCGGAGGCAGAGGCAGAGGCCGCUCCCAAGCAGCGGCAGCCGAAAGUGCAGCAAGAGGAGGCAGCGGCAGCGCGCCACCGGGGCCGGCCCCCUAGCAAGCGCAGGGCUGGCGAGGGGGAGGCUGCGGAGCAGCCGGCAGCGGCGGGCGGCGAGGAGCGGCGGCAGGAGGAGGAGGAGGAGGAGGCGCCGCCGCCGCGCAAGCGUGGCCACCCCCCCGGCAAUCGCAAGGCUGUCGCGGCGCCGGAAGAGGCUGCUGCUGCGCAGGAGCAGCAGGAGCAGCAGCAGGCGGCGGGCGCCGGCGCCCAGCCUGGCAGCGCCGGCAGGCGUGCCGCCGCUCGGGACCGGCGCCGGUCGGCAGCGGCAGCCAAGCAGGCGGCAGGGGCGGGGCUGGAGCUGGGGAAGGGCGCUGCUGCUGCUGCUGAGGAGGAGGAGGAGGGGCCGCAGCAGGCGCCAGCCGCUCCAGGCCGCCGUGGCCGCCGUUCUGCUGCCUCCCCGGCGGCAGCAGCAGCAGCGGCUGCAGCAGCAGAUGCGGCCGCUUCUGCCGCCGAGCAGCCUGCAUCAGGCGGCGGCAGGGCAGGCAGGCGCUCGUCUGUGCGAGCUCAGCCGGCCAGGCAGCAGCAGGAGCAGGAAGAGGCUGAGGGCGAGGCCGCUGCCGGUACGCGCUCGCCUGCCCCGGCCGCGGCGGCGGCGGGCAAGGGCGGCGGCGGCGGCCGGGCCAGCGGGCGCAAGCGCAAGACCAGCGCCGCGGCGGUGGCAGUGGAGGCUGAGGCGGAGGCGGAGGCGGAGGAGGCGGAGGAGGCGGAGGAGGCAGCAGGCGGCGGCGCCAAGCGCCGGCGCACAGCGGGCGGCGGCAGGGCCUCUGCUGCCGCCGCCGCAGCCACCAGCAGAAACACGCCGGGCGGCAGGGCGGCGGCUGCGGCCGCUGUCAAGCCAGCACCCAAGCUGGUAGGCGCCAAGUCAGCAGGCAAGGGCACGGCAGGCGAGGCCCCAGCCGGCUGCCGCACAAGUCGUCAGUCGGCGCCACCGGCCGCAGUCGGCAAGGCGGGGCCUGCGGCCGCGGCCGCAGCUGACGCUGCUGCGGCGCCUGGGAGCGGGGGCAAGGUGUGUGUGGCGCUCAGCGGCAUGCACAGCGAGCAGCAGGCGGAGAUAGCUACCAAGCUGCGCAAGCUCAAGGUCAAGUGCAUCACCGGCAACCAGCGCCACGACUGGACGUCUGAGGUCACUCACGUGGUGUCGGCGGCGCCGCGCCGCAACCAGAAGUGCCUGGCGGUGAUGGCGGCGGGCGGAUGGCUGGUGGGCACCGGCUGGGUGGAUGCCUGCCAGGCGGCGGGGCGACUGGUAGCGGAGGAGCCUCACGAGCUGCUGAUCGGCGCGGCGGAGGUGGAGGCGGGGGCGGCGCCCCACUGGCGCGUGCGCGCGCGGCGCACGGGGCGGCGCGCAUUUGAGGGCCUGCGCGUGGCGGUGGCGCCCGCGCUGGGGCAGCCCUUCAGGCGGGAGGACAUCGUGUGA
Molecule: messenger RNA, 4785 nt
Organism: Chlorella variabilis
Lineage: Eukaryota; Viridiplantae; Chlorophyta; Trebouxiophyceae; Chlorellales; Chlorellaceae
Exons: 11
Coding region: 1-4785 (1594 amino acids)
Source: RefSeq, a predicted model, not a curated record